Molecule: messenger RNA, 762 nt
Organism: Ornithodoros turicata
Lineage: Eukaryota; Metazoa; Arthropoda; Arachnida; Ixodida; Argasidae
Product: jerky protein homolog-like
Exons: 1
Coding region: 1-762 (253 amino acids)
Cellular component (GO): nucleus
Molecular function (GO): DNA binding
Source: RefSeq, a predicted model, not a curated record
AUGUACUCGACUGUGACUUUGCAGCAAAAAGUGAAAGCCGUACGGAUGGUUGAAAGUGGAAGAAAACAAGCUGACGUCGCGAGAGAACUUAUGUGCGAGAAGAGUGUUAUCAUGUUCAUCGAUAACUGCACAGUACACAACCUCCCGGCGAUACGUUUAGAUUUCUUGCCUCCGAAUACAACAAGUGUCCUGCAGCCCAUGGACCAAGGAAUCAUAAAGCAUCUCAAAGUUCUCUACCGGUCCCGCCUGCUCUCGCGUGUUGUGCUGUGCUACGAAAACAAAACUAACUAUAACAUUGCGCUUCUCGCCGUGCUUCAUAUUUUUGCCCACUCGUGGGAAGCAGUGAAAGGGAGCACUAUAGCAAACAGUUUUCGUCACGCCGGAUUUUGCAAGGACACUACGCAAGUACGGAGUACGAGCACCGUUGGUAUCACCAUCGGUAACGACGACAGAUCGGCGGACGCCCGGGCAUUGGUAGCGGACCUCCGAAGCUCAGGUAUGACAAUACCUGCAAGUGUAAAGUUUGAAAUGUACGCCGAAGUGGAUGAAUGUGCAGAAUUUUUUGCCGAAAUGACUGAUGGGGAAAUCGUUUCACAAGUCCUCGAACUGCCAGCGGAAGGCUCCGACGACGACGACGCGAGUGCUAUUGCUGCUCCUUCUACAACAGCAAUACUUGCGGCUGUCGAUACGCUCGGAAAUGUCUACUGUGACAACAUGACAUUAGCUGAAAUACAUCGCGACGCCAUUUCUCAAAGCAUUUAA